This is a messenger RNA of Lagenorhynchus albirostris (white-beaked dolphin), 3904 nucleotides long. RefSeq names its product dynein 2 intermediate chain 1 (gene DYNC2I1). Gene Ontology annotation, cellular component: cytoplasmic dynein complex. Gene Ontology annotation, biological process: intraciliary transport. The transcript is spliced from 25 exons. Lineage: Eukaryota; Metazoa; Chordata; Mammalia; Artiodactyla; Delphinidae. Gene Ontology annotation, molecular function: dynein heavy chain binding; dynein light chain binding. The record is from RefSeq and is a predicted model, not a curated record. Bases 139 to 3147 code for a protein of 1002 amino acids.
CUUGGCGCUCGGUUGUCCAGCCUGCCGGUUGCUAGGAGGCGGGACGCCGGCCCGGCCAAGGGUGCGGGUGCCGGGGCGUCUCCUCCCGGGGCCUGGCCCUGCUGAGGGCAGCGUGGCCGCCCGGUCCUGCGUGCGGCGAUGGAGCCCGGGAAGAGAAGAACCAAAGAUGAUACUUGGAAAGAAGAUGAGCUCAGAAAACACCUUUGGGCCGCUCGAUCAGCCAGUCCCACGGAAGAGACGAGGCCCAGAGCCAGGAAGCCGCGGAGGGAGUUAGAGGCGGACCGGGCGGACCGCAAAGAGCGCAGACCCAGCGCCCCAGACCGUGACGCCGAGUACAGAGAGAGCGCGGCCGAGAGGGACGGCCAGGCUGCCGGGGGGCGCCCCCGCGGGGACAGGGACAGGGACAAGCCGCGGGACAGCAGGAAGGACAGGGGCCGGCCACAGGAGAAGCACCAGGAGCGGGACGCGGAGAAGCCCCACGGCCGAGCGAAGGAGCGCAAGAGGGGCCGGGCGCGGCCGGCGGAGCUGCGGCAGGUGGCCGCGCACCGCAGCCGGCUGGGCGGCGACCGCGACUGCGACAGGGACCGAGACAGGCCCGAGCACAGGCGGGCAGUAAGUAAAGCAAAAAUUGCAGAGGGGGCACGGAGAGAUGAAGACUCUGAGAGAGGAGAUGAGGAGAGAGAAAGAAGAUACCGAGAAAGAAAGUUGCAGUAUGGUGACAGCAAAGACAAUCCUCUCAAGUAUUGGCUUUAUAAGGAAGAAGGUGAAAGACGACACAGGAAGCAGAAAGAGCCAGACAGAGAAAAGAAACAUCGAGAAAAAAGCAGCACAAGGGAGAAAAGAGAGAAGUAUUCAAAAGAAAAAAGCAAUUCAUUCUCUGACAAGGAAGGGGAAGAAAGGCAUAAAGAAAAACGCCAUAAAGAAGGCUUCCAUGUGGACGAGGAGAAGCGCCGAAGCAGCGUGGGCAAGAAGGAGCACAGGAGGAGGGAGGCCGAGAACGGUGAAUGCAGAAAUCGAGGUGCAAGUUCGAAGAGAGAUGGGACUGGAAGCGAGCAUGCAGAGAAUUUAGAGAGGAAUAAUGGGAAAGAUAAAGACUCCAGAAGGAAGCAUGGCCGCGAAGAGGGCCCCUCGGCGUGGAAGCUGGCCUGGAGGCAAGGGAGUGAAGAGGCCUUGGAAAUUGAAAAGGAAGACAUUGGCUUAGAAAAUGCUGGAGCUGAUGAAUAUGCAGCCAGUUUUGAAGAUGAUUUUGAAGGCUACGAGGAUGACUUUGAGGUCUGUGACGGGGACGAUGACGAUGUUGCACAUGAGCCUGAAUCAGAAGAGACAGCGGAAGAGCUUCCUCUGGCCAGAAGGAGGGAGAUACAGGAAAUUCAGAAAGCCAUCCAUGCAGAAAAUGAACGGGUCGGCGAGCUGUCCUCGAAGCUGUUUGAGAAGCAAGGCCGGACGGAGCGUGGCAGGGUGCCGGGGCCAGCUUCAGACGUUUCCCCCUCCGAAACCCCUGCUUGUGGGAUUUUCCUGGACUUUGCGACAGCCUCACGCCGCCAGAAGAGUCGGACUCAGGCCCUUAAGCAAAAGACACGCAGCACAAAGCUGCUCCGGCUUAUCGACCUGGACUUCUCCUUCACCUUCUCCCUCCUGAACCUCCCACCGGUGAACGAGUACGACAUGUACAUCAGAAACUUCGGGAAAAGAAACACCAAGCAGGCCUACGUUCAGUAUAACGAAGAUAACGUGGACAGGAAUGUCCAGACUGAAGAAGUUGAGACUCAGGAAAUGUGGACCCAGCACCCAGGGGAAGGCGCGGCCGUGUCUGGGGGGAGUGAGCGGAGCGGCCCCCUUGAUGCCGCCGCCGUCGUCCCGAAGGUCAACGCGCCCCGCCUGUGCAGCUUCCUCCGGGCCGCUUGCCAGGUGAUUGCGGUUCUGCUUGAAGAGGACCGGGUGGCGUCGGAGCCGACCUGGACACCCCGGGCGCAGGACUGCCUCCUGCGCUUCAGCGAUAGCUCCGCGCAGCUGAAUACCAGCUUGCCGUUCCUUCAAAACCGGAGAGUAUCCUACCUGCAUGCCUCUCAGGUUCAGAGGCGGAUGGUGGUGUCCGUGCACGGGCGACCUGGGAAAGCCUUCACGCCCCUGCUGGAUGGCAGAUACGUGCUCUGUGUGUGGGACAUCUGGCAGCCGUCGGGGCCCCAGAAGGUCCUGAUAUGCGAGUCGAAGGUCACGUGCUGCUGCUUUAGCCCCUUUAAAGCCUUCUUGCUGUUUGCUGGGACCGUGCACGGCUCGGUGGUCGUGUGGGAUCUGAGGGAAGAUGCCAGGAUCCAUCGUUACGUGAAGCUGAGCGGGUGCUUCUGGACGUUCAGGACCGCAACCUUUUCCACCGAUGGUGUCCUGACGUCUGUAAACCACCGCAGUCCCCUCCAGGCAAUAGAACCCAUCGCAGGGUCUGUCUGCAAAAGACAGAGCUGUGUGCUUUCACCGUUUUCUACUCAAGAAGAGCCAGCAGGCCUGUCCUUCCACGUCGCUUCCUUGGACGAGAGUGGGGUUCUCAACGUGUGGGUGGUGGUUGAAUUAGCAAAAGCAGAUACUGCAGGUGCAGUAAGUGACUUAGGUUUACUACCUGGAGGGAGGAUAAAGUUGGUGCACAGUGCCGCGAUCCAGCUGAGUGACAGCCUUUCCCAUAAAGGUUAUGAGUUUUGGGGCUCCACACAGACACUGAGCGUUAAAUUUCUGCCUUCAGACUCUAAUCGCUUCGUUGUUGGCACAGACACGGGCCUCAUCAGCCAUGGCACCAGACAAGACAUGAGAGUGUCUCCCAGGUUGUUCAGGCCCCAGCAGCAGGGCAUGAGGCCGGUGAAGGUGAACGUGAUUGACUUUUCACCGUUUGGAGAACCGAUAUUCCUGGCCGGCUGUUCUGACGGGAGCAUCAGGCUGCACCAGCUGACGGCCGAGCACGCGCUCCUGCAGUGGGACGAGAGCACCCACGGCCGCGCCGUCAUUGGCCUGCAGUGGUCCUCGACGAGACCGGCUGUGUUCCUGGUCCAGGACGACACAUCUUGUGUGUAUAUUUGGGACCUCCUAGAGAGCGAUUUGGGUCCUGUCGCCAAACAGCCCGUCUUUCCAGACAGCUCUGUCCCCAGGUGCUGCCACACUUAGGACUAUUACGUCUUCCUGAUGAAUCGGCCCUUCAUCACUGUGAAGGGGAAGAAGAUGUGGGUGUACGGGGGAUGAUGUCGGAUGUGCAAGUGGAAAUUUGAGUUUGGAUCUCAGGAAGAGACACCGAGCCAUAAGGGAAGACACACCCGUCUCUGCUUUGUAAGUGACCCCACCUGUGCGAGAUGAGCUGGCCGUUUCCUUUCCCCAGUUUGUUUGAUCGAAACAUGGCUGUUGUAAACUUUAUCCCUAAAUACCCUUGCUAGGUGAGUAACUGGACCAUGCAAUUUGUGUCGCACUAUUAAUGGUUUGCUUGAUCGAGUUAAUUACUGCAGGGGUGCACGGUGGUGGGAACUGCAGCUGACCAUCCCUGAGGGCUACCUCUGAUGGCCUCUCAGAUUAUGCAGCUGUUUCCUUCCCAGGAUUCUGGCCUCUUUGAAGAGCACCCAGCGGUGAGGCUUCCCACCUGUGCCUUCCAUCUCAGUCUCCUCGCUGUGGUCCAGUCGCAACAUCUAAUCACUCUGGAAUGACUGAAUGUUUCUGUUGUUUCUCUUUGACAUUGAUAUCAUAAAUAACAUUGUGAUGACUAUUCUUGCACAUAAAUCGUGUGCACAACUGAAUACUUAAAUUGGAAAAAUUCCUAGAAAUGGAAUUACUGGGCCAAAUGAAAUGAACAUUUUAAAGUUAGAAUAUCUUUAAGGUUUAUAGAGUAAAUAUGGAAUAAUAACAUGCUAUAUGAUAUGAGUUGUAUUGUAUUAUG